AUGACUAUCGCUUUGGAUGUCAUCAUCACUUUAGAUACCAUUACCAUUAAUGAUACUGUCACUUUAGAUACUGUUGCUAUUGAUGAUGCUAUCGCUUUAGAUGCCGUUGCUAUUGAUACUGUUACUUUGUAUACUAUUACCUUAGAGUUGGUUAAUAUUGAUGAUGAUGAUGAUCAGACGAUAAACAAAAUAAGAAAUAUUGAAGUUAAACAUAUGAUAAUUGAUGUUGAAUCAACUCUAGUUUUUAAUUCUCUUGAUGUUAGUAGCUUAGCAACAAAUCGUCUAGAAUUUCCAAGUAAAGAAUUUGGAGAUUUUAUGAAAUUACUCAUUAAAUGGAAUUUGUUAGAUAUAUGUGAUACGUUAAAUGAAUUUCUUGAUUUAUAUGAUGAUUUGACUGAAGAAAUAGUCAUUAAUAAUACAGAAAUUAGUUGGUAUGAUCAUGCUAUUGUGGCUUCUAGUGAUUAUAUUAGAGCGAAGAGUAUGUAUUAUAAUGAAUUAUCAUUUAGUGAUGUAUCUAUUAAUAAGAGUGGAGAAGAAAUUAGAGAAUAUAAUAUAGACAAAGAUGCAUGUUUCGGUAAGGUUCUUAUAUUGAUUAAUGUUGAAAUUCAAAAUUAUUCGUUUAACCUUACACUUAUACAAUG
Messenger RNA from Funneliformis mosseae, 641 nucleotides. NCBI's taxonomy places the organism in Eukaryota, Fungi, Glomeromycota, Glomeromycetes, Glomerales, Glomeraceae. The record is from the annotation of a GenBank genome assembly.